Molecule: messenger RNA, 2697 nt
Organism: Chionomys nivalis (European snow vole)
Lineage: Eukaryota; Metazoa; Chordata; Mammalia; Rodentia; Cricetidae
Gene: Drc7
Product: dynein regulatory complex subunit 7
Exons: 17
Coding region: 1-2628 (875 amino acids)
Biological process (GO): flagellated sperm motility
Cellular component (GO): motile cilium
Source: RefSeq, a predicted model, not a curated record
AUGGAGGUCCUGAGAGAGAAAGUCGAGGAGGAGGAGGCAGCUGAGCGUGAGGAAGCCGCUGAACGGGCAGAAUGGGCUGAAAAGAUGGAGAAGAUGAUGAAGACAGCUGAAGUGAGCAGAGAGGAGUCUGUCCUGACACAGGAUGAACUUCGAGACCUGGAGAAGAAGCUAACGGCCAUUGAGAUCCCCACCCCAGCCGAGUACUCGAUCAUAAACAAGGCCCUCAUUGAUGUCACCAAGCUGCCUGCUUCCUACACUAGCAACUCACCCAAGGAGGAGCACCUGCUGCAAGUGGCGGACAACUUCUCCCGGCAGUACAGCCACCUGUGCCCAGACCGCGUGCCUCUCUUCUUGUACCCGCUAAAUGAGUGCAAUGUGCCUAAGUUCGUGAGUACAACCCUGAGGCCGACAUUGAUGCCCUACCCCGAACUCUACAACUGGGACACCUGUGCCCAGUUUGUGUCCGACUUCCUCACCAUGGUUCCCCUGGUUGAUCCACUCAAGCCGCCCACGCACCUGUAUUCCUCGACCACUGUGCUCAAGUGCCAGAAGGGGAACUGCUUCGACUUCAGCACCCUGCUCUGCUCCAUGCUCAUUGGCUCCGGCUACGACGCCUACUGCGUCAAUGGCUACGGCUCCCUGGACCUCUGCCUCAUGGACCUGACAAGAGAAGUGUGCCCGCUCACCGUAAAGGCCAAAGAGACAGUCAAGAAGAAAGAGAAGGCAAUGCCUAAGAAGUACGCCGUCAAGCCACCGCGGGACCUGACCAGCAGGUUUGAGCAGGAGCAGGAGGAAAAGAGACUGCAGGAGAUCAAGAACAUGGAAGAGAAGCAGCGCAAGGAGGAGGAAGAGCGCCUCUUGAAGGAAGAGAAGGCGAAGCCCGAUCCCCUGCAUGGACUGCGGGUGCACGCCUGGGUCCUGGUGCUGGCCGGGAAGCGCGAGGUGCCCGAGAGCUUCUUCAUUGACCCGCUGACAGCGCGCAGCUACAGCACCAAGGACGACCACUUCCUGGGCAUCGAGAGCCUCUGGAACCACAAGAACUACUGGAUCAACAUGCAGGACUGUUGGAACUGCUGCAAGGACUUGAUCUUCGACCUGGGAGACCCUGUGAGAUGGGAGUAUAUGCUCUUGGGGACCGAUAAGCCGCACCUGUCCUUGACUGAGGAGGAUGACGAAGGCCUGGAUGAUGAUGACGAUGUAGACGAUCUGGGCAAAGAGGAGGAAGAGAAGAGCUUCGACAUGCCACCUUCAUGGGUCUCCCAGAUUGAGAUCACACCUGAAGAGUUUGAGACCCGCUGCCCCAAUGGAAAGAAAGUGAUCCAGUACAAGAAGGCCCAGCUGGAGAAGUGGGCUCCAUACCUCAACAACAAUGGCCUGGUGUGCCGCCUCACCAUCUACGAAGACAUACAGUGCACGAAGGUUCUGGAGAUAAAGGAGUGGUACCAGAACCGCGAGGACAUGCUGGAGCUGAAGCAUAUAAACAAGACCACGGGCCUGAACGUGGACUACUUCAAGCCGGGCCAUCCCCAAGCUCUGCGUGUGCACUCAUACAAGACUAUGCUGCCCGAGAUGGACCGCGUCAUGGAGUUCUAUGAAAUGAUCCGUGUGGAUGGCCUGAUAAAGCGGGAGGAGACGCCCAUGACCAUGACAGAAUGCUAUCAAGGGCGCUCAGACUUCCUCUCCUACCGCCACAUCAAUUUUGGACCCAGAAUCAAGAAGCUCACCCAGAACAGCGCGGAGUCCAACCCCAGGCCCAUGGUGAAAAUCACGGAGCGGUUCUUCCGCAAUCCAGCGAAGCCUGCCGAUGAGGACGUGGCAGAGCGUGUGUUUCUGAUGCUGGAGGAGCGCAUUCAGCUUCGCUACCACUGCCGCGACGAUUACAUCACCGCAUCCAAGCGUGAGUUCCUGCGGCGCACGGAGGUGGACAGCAAAGGCAACAAGAUCAUCAUGACCCCGGACAUGUGCAUCAGCUUCGAGGUGGAGCCCAUGGAGCACACCAAGAAACUUCUCUACCAGUAUGAGACCUUGAUUCAACUGAAGAAUGAAGAGAAGCUGUCUCGGCAUCAGGCCUGGGAGUCAGAGCUGGAGGUGCUGGAGAUCCUGAAGCUCAGGGAAGAGGAGGAGGAAGCACAUACGCUGAGCAUCUCCAUCUAUGACACCAAGCGCAACGAGAAGAGCAAAGAGUAUCGGGAGGCCAUGGAGCGUGUCUUGCAUGAGGAGCACCUGCGGCAAGUGGAGGCCCAGCUGGACUACCUGGCCCCGUUCCUGGCACAGCUCCCCCCAGGCGAGAAGCUCACGCGCUGGCAGGCUGUGCGCCUCAAGGACGAGUGUCUCAGCGACUUCAAGCAGCGCCUCAUCGACAAGGCUAACCUCAUUCAGGCGCGCUUUGAGAAGGAGACCCAGGAACUGCAGAAGAAGCAGCAAUGGUACCAGGAGAACCAGGUAACCCUGACGUCCGAGGACGAGGACCUGUACCUCAGCUACUGCUCUCAGGCCAUGUUCCGAAUCCGCAUCUUGGAACAGCGACUCAAUCGGCACAAAGAGCUGGCUCCGCUGAAGUACUUGGCACUGGAGGAAAAGCUCUACAAGGACCCACGCUUGGUAGACUUCGUCAAAGGCUUUGUUUGAUGCCCCUCAUAGGACCAUGGCAAAAGCUGCCAGAGAAUGGAGUCCUGCCCUUUUCCCUGGCUACUGUGA